This is a messenger RNA of Drosophila persimilis, 783 nucleotides long. Its product is annotated as glutathione S-transferase 1-1. NCBI's taxonomy places the organism in Eukaryota, Metazoa, Arthropoda, Insecta, Diptera, Drosophilidae. Bases 67 to 717 code for a protein of 216 amino acids. The record is from RefSeq and is a predicted model, not a curated record. Gene Ontology annotation, molecular function: glutathione transferase activity. Gene Ontology annotation, biological process: glutathione metabolic process. The transcript is spliced from 2 exons.
UGAGAUAGAGCCAGCAGGAAAUCGCCAAUAAAGAAGAAUAGCAAACGCGUGCAAAAAACCUUCAUAAUGGACUUUUACUACAUGCUGUACUCGGCACCCUGCCGUUCCAUUCUCAUGACGGCCAAGGCAUUGGGUUUGGAGCUGAACAAAAAGAAGGUUGACCUGGAUGCUGGCGAUCAUCUGAAACCGGAAUUCGUGAAGAUCAAUCCUCAGCACACGAUUCCAACUCUGGUGGAUGGUGACCUUGCGGUGUGGGAGUCGAGGGCCAUACUCGUUUACCUGGCAGAGAAGUACGGGAAGGACGAUUCGCUGUACCCCAAUGAUCCCCAGCAAAAGGCUGUGGUCAAUCAACGCCUAUUCUUCGAUUUGGGUACGCUCUAUCAGAGCUAUGUGUACUACUACUAUCCGCAAUUGUUUGAGGAUGUCCAGAAGCCGGCAGAUCCCGAAAAUUUCAAGAAGAUCGAUGCGGCCUUUGAGCUGUUCAAUACCCUACUGGAGGGACAGCUGUAUGCCGCAUUGAACAAGCUGACCCUCGCUGAUUUUGCUCUCCUGGCCACCGUCUCCACCUUCGAGAUCUCGGAAUAUGACUUCAGAAAGUUCCCGAAUGUGGUCAGAUGGUAUGAGAAUGCGAAGAAGGUUAUUCCCGGAUGGGAGGAGAACUGGGAGGGCUGUUUGUACUACAAGAAAUUGUAUUUGACUGAAAUCUUGAAAAAGUAAUGCAUUUAAAUUGAGCUAUUAAUAAAGAGUACCCACAAAUGUGUGUUCUUACUUUGCGACUACUAA